UUUGAAAGUAAACAGCGAUUUAAAAUCCGUUGGUUACAAAUUUGUAAACGUCCGAUUUUGUCUUACUCCCUGUGAGUUGUGCAAUUUAUAUAAAUAUAUAAUGGGUAAUUACAUGACCAAGUUGUUUCACACUAAUGAAAGCCAAAAAGAAAACAAUGAGCUACAAGGUGUUAAGCAACAAGCGGCUACAGAUAGCAGUAUGUGUACACCAACGUUAUCCCAAAAAAAGAUGCUGUGUGAUCCACGUUCAGUUUCAGCAUGAAUCUUAAGAACUCCCAUUGAGGCAGUUACGCAAGAUAGCAAUAUGUGCACACCAACAUUACCUAAUAAAAGGGUGCUGUGUGAUCCACGUUCAAUUUCAGUAGAAAUCUCAAGAACUCCAAUUGAGGUGAAAUGCACCCCAGUUACAGCAACCAAAAGAGCACUUACUGCAAUUCCAGAAUAUUUACAGAAAAAAAAAUAUCUUGAAACUGAUAUGGAUGUAGUAAUGCCACCUUUAACACCGAAAAAAUGUGCUAUACCAAAAUUAAUAGAUAGUGAUCAAGGAUCAGAAUCUGAUGGAGCACAAGAUUAUUUAACGCCAAAUAUUAAUAUUGUAGAAGGUCUAAAAUCUAUUACGCCAAUUGAUAAGGAACGUUACACAAUUUUAGGAUUAGAUCCUAGAUCUCCAGCUGCAGACUUCGAUAGAACGCCUAUUUUAAUGCCGAAGUCUCUUGCGUUAAUAAAGGCGCGAUCGAAAGAAACUUUGAGUCGCAAAGGCAGUUAUGAAUCCGAUAUUUACGAUCCGACAAACUCACAUCGAGAAACCAGUACAUCACUUAAUAUUCCAAAAAUACAAUUGUUAUCUGAUACAGCUUCGGAAACCUCGGAAACGUUAGAUAUGGAGACACAGGAUGAAUCACAUAUACUCUGCACAUCCAAAAAAUCUGAUUCUGAUUCAAGUGUUAUUGAAAGCGAGGAGGAAGUUACAGUUAUUAAGAACCCGAAAUGUAAAAAUGAGAAGGAAAAAUCAUUGAUAUCAAGCGAACAGACAAUUGCGACUGACAAGGAAAAAAACAAAGACGAUAUAGAUAAAAAGGAUAAUUGCAAAGAUAUUGAACAUGAUAUGAAAACAAUGCAUAUAAAGGAUGACAAUAAAAUUGAAGUAUGGCAUGAUUCAGUAUCAUCAGAGGAAAAUAUUACAGGUAAGAAGGAGAAGGAAAACAUUGUAGAAAAGUUAUUGCAAAAAAAAGCUCCUAGAGAAGAUAUAAUUAUAAUGUUUGAUGAAUGUGCCAUGAUUAGUACUUUACCAAAACCAAUAAAGACAGAAGGGGAUUGUCAGAAAAAGGGAAAUAUUGCAGAAAGAAAGAAGAGUACGAAAAUAGAUGCUAUAGUUCCUUUAAAUGAAAAAAAGAUUUUCAAUCCUGAGAACAAAAUGCCUGUAACUGAAAUGCUUAAGAAUCGGACACCUUUUGGCAAUCGAUCUAAUAAUGAUCAAGUACAAAGAAUAAACUCGCCACAAUACUUAUCAAGAAAUAAGACUGUAUCUACACAACAAGAGAAUACACCACCAUAUAAGAUGUACAAUGCAAAGAGUAAAACUGGACAUCAUUGGGAUCCAAAUGCUACAGUUCUUAUUUAA
This is a messenger RNA of Formica exsecta, 1621 nucleotides long. RefSeq lists its product as uncharacterized. The transcript is spliced from 6 exons. The record is from RefSeq and is a predicted model, not a curated record. NCBI's taxonomy places the organism in Eukaryota, Metazoa, Arthropoda, Insecta, Hymenoptera, Formicidae. Bases 305 to 1621 code for a protein of 438 amino acids.